Lycium ferocissimum is the source of this 3472-nucleotide messenger RNA. RefSeq names its product receptor-like serine/threonine-protein kinase ALE2. Gene Ontology annotation, biological process: protein phosphorylation. Bases 642 to 3263 code for a protein of 873 amino acids. Lineage: Eukaryota; Viridiplantae; Streptophyta; Magnoliopsida; Solanales; Solanaceae. The record is from RefSeq and is a predicted model, not a curated record. The transcript is spliced from 11 exons. Gene Ontology annotation, molecular function: ATP binding; protein kinase activity.
UUUACACUGUUGUCAGAGCAUUAAAAACUAAAGUCAGUAGAAUGGAGGUGGCUUUCCACUUGAACAAUAUGUCAACAAUUUCGACUGAAAGAUUUUCAAUGUUUACUAAUUUUCAAUUAAACAAAUCAUGUCAAAUGGAUCUAUGAAUAUAAUUUUCAAAGAAGAAUAUUUUCUUCUGUCUUCUUUCAUCCCCACGAGAAAAGAAGGGAGCUUUUUCCUUUCACAGUGUCUCUCUUGCUUUAGCUUUAGUUCUUUUCUGGAUCAACCCCCUAGUGUAGUUCUUUUUUUUAUUAUUUUUUUUUUUGCUUUGAUCAGUUUUAACAAUCUUUAGUUACUCAUUUUAUGACUUUUUUUUCAUUCCAAGAAUAUAAAAAAAUCUGAGAGAUUUUGUGGUUUUAUUACUACUUAUUCCCCACCUAACUUAUACAGGGUUGUUGAUGGUACCAUUUUUCGGUCUCAUUUGCAUAAGCUAAAGACACUUGUAUUUUUGUAGUCCUUUUGAACAUAUGAUCAUGUUCUUUCUAACCACAUUGUACUAAAUAGUACAGUUCCCAUUCAAAUUCUUGGUUGAAAUUCAUUCUUGAUAGACAAAUGAAUGGUUCUGUAAUUUGAUCCUCUCUGCAUUUUUGUUGAGGAGGAAAAUGGGGUUGCUGCAGAAUUUCAAGUUGCUGAAAUUCUUGAUGAUUCUAAGUGUUUUUUCAGUUCAAUUAUCUGCAGGAUUUGACCUACAUUCACUGAAAACAACAGCUUCUACAUUUUUCAUUUUCAAAGACGGGCGAAUUGAUCUUAGUUUCCAGAGAAAUACAGGAUCGCGUCUAUCCCUUCUACAAGAAGAUUUGUCGCCCGCUCCAACUUCUUGGACGAGACAUGACACGUUUCUCAGUGCUCCACAGCCAUAUCAUCAUCCAAGUAAAGCUACUUAUCAGCACAAGAUCUUUGAACCAUCUAAUCAUGCGGAAGCACCUUUAACUUCACCACAUUUUAGGAAUUCUGGCCGAAAGCAAAUACACAGUUCUGCAUCCGCACCUUCAAUCUCCUCUAUUUGGCACCAUCACAGGAAAAACAAACACAGUGACUUUACACAUAAACCAUAUGAUCGCCUUCAUCCACCCAGUCCAAGCUGGUCAGGGCCUUCAAUCUCUCCAUUCGCGUCUCCUGUGCCUUCUUCAAUAAGUUGGGCACCUGUACCGUCACCGAUAAUCCAACCUAGUCACUCGGGAAUUCCCACAAUAUCACCGACGAGUUCAUCUAUAAAAGGAAAGAAACCGAGAGCACCACCUUUACCUGUUAUGACGCUGCCACCACCGCCUCCCAAUCAAGAUUGUAGUUCUUUGACAUGCACUGAGCCGUUGACCUACACGCCUCCUGGAUCACCAUGUGGCUGUGUAUGGCCCAUGCAAGUAGCGGUGCGCCUCAACGUCACACUCUAUACCUUCUUUCCUUUGGUAUCUGAGUUAGCCAGGGAAAUUGCUGCUGGUGUUUCCCUAAACAGGAGCCAAGUACGCAUUAUGGGAGCUAAUGCAGCCAAUCAACAGCUUGAGAAAACAAUUGUACACAUCAACUUGGUUCCUACUGAUGGAAAAUUUGAUUACACCACUGCUUUUACAAUUUAUCAGAAGUUCUGGAAGAGGGCGGUGUUCAUAAAGUCUACAGAUUUUGGUGCCUAUGAGAUGGUUUAUGUCCAUUAUCCAGGGUUACCACCUUCUCCGCCUUCACAUCAUUCGAGCAGUGCUACUAUUGAUGAUCUACCAGUCUAUCCUGGCAAUGGAAAUGAUGGAAGGACAAUCAAACCUCUGGGUGUAGAUGUGUCAAGAAUGAGAAAGAAAGGGAUAGCUAGAAAUAUGAUCAUUGUGAUUGUCCUUUCAUCAUUCACAGCCUUUGUUGUGUGCGUGGGAUCUAUCUGGCUUCUUUUGUUUAAGCGCGGAUGUUGUUCUCAAUCACCUGAGCAACCUCCACAUAUUUUAAUUUCCUCUCAGGGUAAAACAUCAGGUGGUGCUGGAUCUACGCUUUUGGGAAGUAGGCCCAGCUCAAAAUCAAUGUCCUUCAGUUCUAGUAUUUUAGCUUACACAGGAAGUGCGAAAAUUUUCAGUACAAACGAUAUAGAGAGAACAACUAACAACUUCAACACUUCAAGGGUUCUCGGUGAAGGAGGUUUUGGACUCGUGUAUAGUGGAACCAUUGAUGAUGGAAGGAAAGUAGCAGUUAAGGUUUUAAAAAGAGAUGAUCGGCGGGGAAGCCGUGAGUUUUUGGCAGAAGUUGAGAUGCUUAGUAGGCUGCAUCACAGAAACUUGGUCAAAUUGAUAGGUAUUUGCACAGAGGAACAUUGUCGCUGCCUUGUCUAUGAACUUGUUCCUAACGGGAGUGUAGAAUCACAUUUACAUGGAAUGGAUAAAGAGGCUUCUCCUCUUGAUUGGUAUGCAAGAAUGAAGAUUGCAUUAGGUGCAGCUCGAGGAUUGGCCUAUCUGCACGAGGACUCGAGCCCUCGUGUAAUACACAGGGACUUCAAGGCUAGUAACAUCUUGCUAGAACAUGAUUUUACACCAAAAGUUUCAGAUUUUGGCUUGGCUAGAUCAGCACUGGAUGAGGGAAACAAACAUAUAUCCACGCAUGUGAUGGGCACUUUUGGUUACCUAGCUCCAGAAUAUGCAAUGACUGGCCAUCUCCUGGUGAAAAGUGAUGUUUAUAGCUAUGGUGUAGUUCUCCUUGAGCUCCUGAGCGGACGAAAGCCUGUGGAUUUAUCACAGCCUCCAGGUCAAGAAAAUCUUGUAUCCUGGGCUCGUCCGCUCCUGACAAUGAAGGAAGGUUUAGAAACAAUAAUAGAUCCAGCUAUAGAGUCUGAUAUCCCAUUGGAUAGUAUCAGCAAAGUUGCAGCAAUAGCAUCAAUGUGUGUACAGCCAGAAGUAUCGCACCGCCCUUUCAUGGGAGAAGUGGUUCAAGCCUUGAAAUUGGUGUGUGAUGAGUUUGAUGAAACACGAGAGCCUAUGUCACGGAGUUGCAGCCACGGGGAAUUUUCUGUUACAGACGCUUCAGUAGUCCAUAAAUCAUUUCCAGGUUUUGAUUCUCCUUUAAAUGUCGAAAUGGAAUUAUCAGCUUCAGAAUUAAAGAGUGCAUCAGCUAGAUAUGGAAAUCUUGAAUCUGAGUCUGUUAGGAGGCAAUUCAAUUCUGCCCCUUUGAAAAUGGGAAGAAAAAGGAAUUUCUGGCAAAGGUUGAGAGUUCUUUCAAGUGGCAGCAUGAGUGAACACAGUUUUUCAUCAAAGACAUGAUGAGAAUUUUUAGCAACAGCCAUAAAGUCCUAUAUUAUAUCAGAACAUAAAAUUGCUGUUAUUAUUUUGUUUGUAGAUAUUACCAUAAGAAGCUUUGAACCUGAUAAUUUGUGGCAUUUUCAGUGCUAGAUGAUUUAAGAUAUCUAUUUUAUGUACUGCCUCUCCACUUUAAGUGCAAAACUCAAUGUCAGACUAAAACUUUGUACUUC